CGUUGGGUGCAGACAAUGAUUUUCGCGAUUCAGGAAAUAAACAAAGACAAAAUGCUUCUUCCAAAUAUAAAACUGGGUUAUCAGAUUUAUGAUACCUGUGCGACACACACCCAGUCUCUCAGAUCAGCCUUAGCAUCUACGAGUGGAGAGGAUGAAGAAAUAUCCAGUCAUAACUGUGAGAGAUUCUCCUCCUUUCCUGUAAUUGUUGGAGACUCAGGAUCAACACAGUCCAUGAUUAUACAAAGAACACUGGGCCCUUUCAGAAUUCCAAUGGUCAGCUACUUUGCUUCCUGUGACUGUUUAGGUCACAGGAAUAAGUUCCCGGCCUUUUUCAGGACAAUGCCAAGUGAUGCUCACCAGGCUCAAGGUGUCGCUCGACUGGUGCAGCGGUUCGGCUGGACCUGGGUUGGCUCAAUCGCAGGUGAUGAUGACUAUGGCCAUAGUGCAAUUCAAGCAUUCAGUGAUGAAGUCAGGAAACAUGGUGUCUGCAUCGCUUUUACUGAAGUCCUUCCAAAAGUGUACUCCAGGGGAAAGAUACUUCAAAUAACUGAAACCAUUAAGACAUCUACAGCAAGGGUCAUUGUCAUGUUUGCCAUUGAGGGAGAUGCAUACCCUUUAAUCACAGAAGUUGUAAAGCAAAAUAUCACUGGUAGACAAUGGAUAGCGAGUGAGGCCUGGGUUACAUCUGCUUUGAUUGCAACCAAAGAAAAUUUCCCAUCUUUGAGCGGGACAAUAGGAUUUGCAAUUCACAGAGCAGAGAUUCCAGGCCUGAGAAGUUUCCUUCUUCAAGCCCAUCCUUUCAAAACUCCAAAUAAUCUCUUUGUAAAAGGAUUGUGGGAAGCAAUGUUUAAAUGUUCUCUUGGGACAUCAGGUACCAUGAAAGGAAUUAACACAUCAAUAAUCACUCAUGAGCGAUGUACAGGUUCAGAGGAUUUAAACAAUACGUACAGCAUAUAUUCAGAUGUGUCUGAACUGAGAGUUUCUUAUAAUGUGUAUAAAGCCAUAUAUGCAAUAGCUCAUGCCCUUCACAAUCUGAACUCUUGCAAAAAUGGCACUGGGUCACUGCCAAACAACACCUGUGCCAAUAUUUUCAACUUCAAACCAUGGCAGCUCCUCCAUUACCUGAAAGAAGUGAGAUACACCACUAAAUUAGGGGAGGAGAUCUAUUUCGAUGAGAAUGGGGAUCCGCUCGCAUCUUACGAUAUAAUCAACUGGCACAAAAACGCAGAUGGUUCUGUUAAUUAUGUUCAAGUCGGCAGGUUUGAUGCUGCUUUAGGUUUGGGGCACGAUCUUCUGAUAAAUGAAAGAAAUAUUAUUUGGCACAAUAAUCAAGUGAUGGUCCCCCAGUCAGUGUGCACAGGAAGUUGUCCUCCUGGCACGAGGAAAGCAGUUCUAAAAGGACAACCACUUUGCUGUUCUGAUUGUUUGCCAUGCCCUGAUGGUGAAAUCAGUAAUGACACAGAUUCACUAAACUGUAUCCCAUGUGCGCUGGAAGACUGGCCCAAUCCACAAAGGAAUGAAUGCCUCCCUAAAGAAAUUGAGUUCCUCUCAUUUAAAGAGGCGAUGGGAAUCACCCUGACGACUAUGUCCUUGCUUGGAACGGCCAGCACAGUGUCUGUUGCAGGGGUCCUCUGGUAUUACAGGAAGACUCCGAUCGUUCGAGCCAACAAUUCCGAACUCAGUUUCCUUCUUCUGUUCUCAUUGAUGUUGUGUUUCCUGUGCUCGUUGACCUUUAUUGGCCAACCAUCAGUGUGGUCCUGCAUGCUGAGGCACACACUGUUUGGGGUCAGUCUUGUUCUCUGCAUCUCGUGUGUGCUGGCCAAAACCCUGGUUGUACUGAUGGCGUUUAAAGCCACAUUUCCUAACAAUAACUUGAUGAAAUGGUUUGGGACUCUGCAGCAAAUCUUCAGCGUCCUUCUCUGCACGCUUGUCCAAGUUGUGAUCUGUGUUGUCUGGCUUCUUGUGUCCUCACCAUUUCCAGUAAAGCAGAUCAAAUAUUACAAAGAGAAGAUUAUUUUUGAGUGUGAUUUGGGCUCAGUGAUAGCAUUCUGCUGUGUGCUGGGUUAUAUCGGCUUUCUGUCCUGCAUGAGCUUUUUUCUUGCAUUCUUAGCUCGAAAGCUGCCAGAUAAUUUCAAUGAGGCCAAGUUCAUCACCUUUAGCAUGCUGAUUUUCUGUGCAGUUUGGUUGACCUUUAUCCCAGCCUAUGUCAGUUCUCCUGGGAAAUAUACCGUGGCUGUUGAGAUCUUUGCCAUUUUGGCAUCGAGCUUUGGUCUGCUUAUCUGCAUAUUUGCUCCAAAAUGUUAUAUAAUUCUAUUAAAACCAGAAAGAAACACUAAGAAGCAUCUUAUGAAUAAAACAGGUUAGGGCAAAUCUUACCUACAAUCUUAAUAUUAAUUUAAUCCUAAGAAUAGGUAAUUGGAGCACGAUUAGUCAUCCGACACAGAUUGACUCCGAAUGAUGCUAGCUGUCUGCAUUGGCCAUUUCCUGCUCAAACCUCCACUCAAGUUCAA
Messenger RNA from Carcharodon carcharias (great white shark), 2510 nucleotides. RefSeq names its product extracellular calcium-sensing receptor-like. The record is from RefSeq and is a predicted model, not a curated record. Lineage: Eukaryota; Metazoa; Chordata; Chondrichthyes; Lamniformes; Lamnidae. The transcript is spliced from 5 exons. The coding region runs from base 16 to 2364 and encodes 782 amino acids. Gene Ontology annotation, molecular function: G protein-coupled receptor activity. Gene Ontology annotation, cellular component: membrane. Gene Ontology annotation, biological process: G protein-coupled receptor signaling pathway.